AUCUAUUACUUACUUAGCUAGGAUCAGAGCUAGCUAACUCUAAUCCAUCACUUAAUCCGUAGUUAUUGUUUUAAUUAACGGAUUAAACAUAUAUAUACUUGAGGAUGAAGAUGGGAUUCUUGUUGCCUUGCAUGUUUUGCUUCAUGUUUGUGUUGGGAGUUGUUGAAGUCCAAGGCUCCCACAUUGUCUUGCAAAACCUUGAAGCUCUUCAGCCAGCUUUUCCCAACCAAACUUAUAGGACCUCUUUUCAUUUUCAGCCUCCUAAGAACUGGAUGAACGGUAUAGUAUAUAUCACUCUAUUACUACAAAAAAAAACGCGGGAUUGACAAGAAUUUUUUGCCGAGAUUUCUCAAAAUUGGCAGGGAUAUAUCAAAUCUGUGCUAAAAACAGUUUGACACGAGCUAUUUGGUACGAAAUCAUCGGGGGAUUGGUAAAUCCGUGCCAAAUCCGUGUCAAUCCCAUGAUUUUUUUGUAGUGCAUUUUAAUCUCCUACUAUACAUACCUAGCCACCCAAAUUCACACAUUGUUGAAUUUAAUAAAUUAUACACACAACUCGUUUCUAUUUUCAAGUUCAUGUUUGGACGCCAAACUCAGUGAUCUAGUGUCAUCAUUGUUGAUUUAUUCCCUCCUAAAGUGACAAGAUGUCACAUGUUCGAGCCCAUCUAGUCUUCCUUCCCACUCAAAGAGAUAAUUAGCAUUGGAUACUAUAGUGUAACUUAGAAGCUUUGCCCAAAAAAUGUUCAUGUUUUGACCAAUACGAAAUUCAUAUGCAUCUUUGGGGUAUAAUGCACCGAACCCUCUUUUGAUAUACUUCAUAUAAAUUUGGCUAAGUGUAUUAUAAUAUGUCCAAUCCCUGUGUAUUAUAAUUAUUCAUGUGCAAAAUCCCUUCCAAAGAUAUUCUAAUUUUUUUUAUGACCACAUACAUUUUAGCAUAGUCUCCAAUAUAUUAAAAUUUAAUUCAUCUUCGUUCAAUCUUUAAAAAACAAGAUUGAAAGGAAGAAGUAAUUAUUUAGAAGUGUAUUUUAUAAUUCAUGCUUUUAAUUUUAGUUUAGUUCUCUAUCACUAUGUUUCCUAUCAAUGUAAACUUGAAAAAAGUGCCUAUAUAUAUAGUUCAGUAGUUCUUUUGUUUGCAUGUAGCCGCAUAGGUGGGUUGGAGUCAAACUCUUUGCCUCUCAGUACUUUCCUUUGCAUGCAACCAAUUAAACGUGAUCUUACAUUUAUGCAUUGUCGCUAAUAAUUUUAUAUUUCUUUCAUGUGAUGCAUUGAUGCGGCGCUCGAUGACGAAUAACAAAUCGUACCUAUAUUAUGAAUAUUACAGAUCCAAAUGGUAAGUUGUUUAUUAGAAUCAUAUGCAUUAUGAUUAAUACUUUUUUGUAAUUUGAGGAUCUUUCCUGCGAAAAACACAUUUUCCCUCAAAAAUAUAACGGAAAAGAUGACACCAAUAACGGAUGCCGAAAAUUAAAGUACUUUUUAGUGAAAAAGUUCUUCAAUUGCAAAGAUGUAGUAGUUACUGAACUAAAUUUGCAAGUGAGAAAAGUCACAGUAAGACUAAUAACGGUCAUAACCAACUUACACGACAAAAUUGUAAAUCCCCCAAAUUUCUAUAUUUUUAUUUAUAGAUUGGUGAUGUUAAUUUAACAUUGGUGAUGAUCGCUAUAGGGCCUAUGGUUUACAAAGGUGUAUACCAUUUAUUCUAUCAAUACAACCCAAAAGGUGCAGACUUUGGCAAAAUAUCAUGGGGACACUCCACUUCAAAAGACCUAGUAAAUUGGAGAGCUCAUAUCCCUGCAAUAUCUCCAUCUCAACCGGCUGACAUCAACGGUGCAUGGUCCGGCUCGGCUACCAUCCUCCCCGGAGGUAAGCCUGCCUUGCUAUACACCGGACACGAUUCAAGACACCGCCAGGUCCAAAACAUGGCGGUGCCCAAAAACCCAUCUGACCCAUAUCUCCAAGAAUGGGUCAAAUCUCCCAGAAACCCAUUGAUCGCGCCAACGCGCUUCAACAAGAUCAACGCGACGUCGUUUAGGGACCCCACCACCGCAUGGCAAGGCAGUGAUGGCAAUUGGAGAAUCCUCAUUGGCAGUAAAGUGGACCGGCGCGGGUUAGCAAUCAUGUACAUGAGUAAGGAUUUUGUUCAUUGGGUGCAGGCCAAACACCCCCUUCAUUCAGCUGAAGGAACAGGGAUGUGGGAGUGUCCAGACUUUUACCCGGUUUCGACUAGCCCAACGGGCUUGGACACGUCAUCAUUAGGUUUGGGGAUCAAACAUGUGUUGAAGGUGAGCCUUGAUGACACAAGGCACGAAUACUACACCAUCGGGACAUACGAUCAUGCCCGGGAUAGGUAUAUCCCAGACAAGGGAUCUGUGGAGAGUGAUUUUGGGUUGAGAUAUGACUAUGGUAAGUUUUACGCCUCAAAGUCUUUCUAUGACAACCUAAAGGGCAGGAGAAUCCUUUGGGGUUGGAUAAAUGAAUCCUUGCCAAGCACCGAAUAUGUUAAACAAGGAUGGUCAGGGGUUCAGGGAAUUCCAAGAAGUGUUUGGCUAGACAAAACUAGAAAACAACUGGUUCAGUGGCCUGUUCAAGAAAUCGAAACAAUGCGCGGGAAUAGGGUUGAGAUGCAUAGUAUUUUGCUCAAGCAAGGGUCUUCUCAAACUGAAGUUUCUGGAAUCAAAGCCACACAAGCAGAUGUUGAAGUAACAUUUCGAGUAUCAGAUUUUAGAAAGGCAGAAAAGAUGGAGCCCGGAUGGACAAACCCUCAGGAUUUAUGUAGUCAGAAGGGAGCAUCCAUAAGAGGAGGAAUAGGGCCUUUUGGCUUGAAGGUUUUAGCUUCCAAGGAUGGCCAAGAAUACACUGCUGUGUUCUUUCGAGUUUUCAGAGGACACAACAAUACUUUUGUCGUGCUUAUGUGCAGCGAUCAAAGCAGAUCUUCGCUAAAUAAAAACACUGACAAGACAAGCUAUGGUGCAUUUGUGGAUAUAAAUCCGGUGCAGCAAGAGUUAUCAAUCAGGGCAUUGAUUGACCAUUCGAUAGUGGAGAGCUUUGGUGCAAAAGGAAAGGUGUGCAUUACGUCAAGGGUUUAUCCCACAAAGGCUGUUGGUGACAAGGGACACUUGUUUGCAUUCAACAACGGUGUCCAGCCCAUUCAACUCACCAAACUCACUGCUUGGUCCAUGAAAAACCCAACCAUCAACUGAUGAUCCAUUAAUUAUUACCGUAGUGUAUCUUAUUUUAAUUCCUCCUAAGUAUCAAUAACUCUUGUUUAAUUUUUAUUUAUUUAUGUGCGUGCCUUAAUUGUACCAUGUUAUUAUGUCAUGUUAAAUAAACUAUUACCCUCUACCUUUUUAUUCUAUUCCGUUUGAAGCCCUAUAUUUGUCGACGAAAAGAUCAAUAAAGUAAUAAAACGGGAAGAGAAAAAAUAUAAAUGGGCCUUGGACGACGGGCUUGCUUCUAUUGUGAUCACAAGGCAGACUAAAAUUUGGGCUGAAAAUCAUACGGAGAACAGAAUAAGUUGGGGGUAUUUGGGUCAUUUCAUCGCCUUAAAACAGCGCAACUGCCCGCAAGUGCCCGCAACGCAAUCUGGAGAGAGUUUUUAAUUUUCUUCUUCUCGGUUUGGUCAACGAUGGAAAGCAAGCGGCGACCUCCGUAGAGAAGGGGUAUCAGCGGUGGCACGGUCGGCGAUGGGGACUGCGCUAGGCGAUGGUGAUUGACGGUGGAUAAGAUCUACUUCUUCUCCUUGGUCCAUACGAAUAUCUCUGUAACGAGGCUUCCAUGGACGAAUAUCUCCUUGGAUUUCCGGCGCUGUUGCCUGCUGCGUUAGUUCUUGUUUGGUCCUUGUUUACAAGAAGAUCACAAAGAUGCGAUGGGGAGGCUCGACUGGCUGGUCAACUCAAUUUUGACCUGGGUUGACUUUUUUGAUCGCGCACUUCCAUUCUAAUUUGAAUCUCCAAUCCGAAAGAUUAUCGGGUCCCGACUUGAAAGAGCACUUGAGAGGAUCAGAAAGAUUCUCGGGUCCCGACUUGAAAGAGCACUUGAGAGGACGUAAAUCAUAGUGCCUAAAGCAACUCUAAUGGUGGUGAAUCUUAUAUCGUGCGUGCGCACAAGAGGUUCAGUCCAGUUCACAUGUGAUGUGAACUCUAUACGAUCCCACAAAGUUUCAAUUCUUGAUUAUUCUCCAAUUUUCU
Messenger RNA from Cuscuta epithymum, 4181 nucleotides. The record is from the annotation of a GenBank genome assembly. NCBI's taxonomy places the organism in Eukaryota, Viridiplantae, Streptophyta, Magnoliopsida, Solanales, Convolvulaceae.